AUGUCAGCCACGAAAACCAACGAUGGUGACACCGACAGCUACAUGGAGGCCUUUCACUUCACUUUGAGCGCCUCAUGUGCGAAAAAUGGCUUCCCCUUCUUCUCUGUGCAGGGAAAGCCGAUGGAGAUCUCGGGCAAUGCAUGCGUCCGAUGUUUGCACUCGCUGGUCUCGAACCCGAGCUCUCCACGUCGCAUUUCGUACGAAGUCUUUGGGCUGCUGCUGAUCAUUUAUGACUUGAUCUGGCUGCCCAUGCAAGUCUUCGACCAAGAAGACACAAACUUCAGCAUCGUGAUGGGCGUGCUUUCCUCCAUCUACUGGACCUUCGACAUCCCGCUCUCGUUCCUCGUAGGCUUUGCGGUGCAAGAUAAAGGCAUCAUUGAGAUGCGUUUGCGGAAGAUUGCGUGGAACUAUUGCAAGAGCUGGUUGCCGCUGGACGUCGCAAUUGUUACGAUUGACUGGGUUAUCAACUUCUUGGACUGGACAGACAGUCAAAGCGUCAGUGCUGGUGAAGGCAUCUCCUUCUUCCGUAUCGGAAAGGCAGUUCGCUUCCUGCGGUUGCUUCGCCUUCUACGUCUGCUGAAAGCUCACGGACGAUUCAAUGAACUGCUGGAGCAUGUGCAAUCAGAGUUCUCGGUGAUCGUCAUCGGUGUUCUUAGGUUGAUUGCCUUCAUCAUGCUGCUGAAUCACAUGGUGGCCUGCGUGUGGUUUUGGAUUGGGCAGCUCGAAAGACCGGAUACAUGGCUUCUACAGGCCGAUACGGACAUUCUGUCUGCCAAGUUGGCUUACAAGUAUUUCACGGCACUGCACUGGUCCCUGACGCAGUUCACGCCAGCUUCCAUGGAGGUUACACCCAAGAAUGAGAUCGAGCGAUUGUUCAACGUUGUGGUCAUCAUUUCUGCCAUGGUGAUUUUCUCCACGUUCAUUUCUGCAAUCACCAAUGCAAUGAACCAGCUGCGAAAUCUGAACAGUGAAAGGAAUGAACAAGCAUCUCUUCUUCGUCGCUACAUGCAGCAGAACAGUGUCUCUGCACCGUUGAAAGCCCGGGUUUUGCAGAGCGUGAAAGCUCUGAGUCAGACUCGCUCACGCGUGCACGAAGCUGAUGUGACAGUGCUCCGGUUGCUGCCGCUAAGUCUGCGGCAUGAUCUGAGCCAGGAAGUUUACGCUCCUCAUCUAGGGGUGCAUCCAUUCUUCUACGUCUGCAACGUGUGCUUCUCGAUGCAGUCCCGGAAGAUCUACAGCACUGCUUUGACGGAGAAAUCCCUCAGCACUUCCCAGGAGUUGAUCACGUCGGGCGAGAACGCAACGCACAUGUAUUUCGUGAUUGGCGGGGUGCUGGAUUACAAAGCUGAUGAAAGCGAAGAGAAAGACCUUCCCAUCGCUUUGGAGCAGGGCGCAUGGCUAUGCGAGGCGGCCCUCUGGGUGAAGUGGCAACACAAUGGCACUGCUCAGACCAGCGGUGGCUGUGAACUCAUCUCUGUAGAUGCAGGAGGGUUGCAGAGCAUUCUCAAGGAUGAGAAGCCAGUGCGGCAGUAUGCCAGCAUGUUCUGCAAGUACUUCUCGGACAACCCAGACACCCUCUCGGAUAUUUGGGCAGAUGAGGAGGCAUUGUUCGACUGGGCUACAAGAGCUCUGGGGCAGGCUGAGACGUACUACGGCGAUGUGAUUCCCGCAGAGACGACGAAUGCGACAGGAACAAAAUUCUCGGCGUUUGUCAAUGCCCAGAGAAGGGCCAGUAGUGGCUUCAUCGGGCGUCGCUUUUCUGAUGACAGCCUGUCUGGCCUGAUCCCGGGACCAAGUGAUCUGCCACAACUUCUCGAAGGGAUGAUGGGUGAGGAGGGCGGCGGUGGGGUUCACCGCUUGGCUUCGCAAGAGGAGGGUGACGAAGAUGACAGCAGCAGCAGCAGCAGCGGCUUGUCAGACAGCGAUUAA
Messenger RNA from Symbiodinium natans, 1929 nucleotides. The record is from the annotation of a GenBank genome assembly. NCBI's taxonomy places the organism in Eukaryota, Dinophyceae, Suessiales, Symbiodiniaceae.